UCCCUCCCCUCUGCACCAAAUAAAGCGCUAGCAGAGAGAGACAGAGACGAAAUAGUACGAUCACUGAAGCAGAAGAAGAUCGAACGUCCCAUAGUCAUCAUAGCACCGGUCACCGGCAAAACAACCUCUCUCUCUCCCUUCAAACCAAACCAUGUCAGUCACCGGACCCUUCAGUCACCCAACAAACCUUAACCCAACAGCUCCGGAAUUCUUACCGGCGACGACAAACCUAAACCCAAACCCAUUCCCUUUCUUUAUUCCGACAAGAAUCUACUUCCCUCUUCCACCUCCUCCUCCGCCGCCGCCGUCUUACCCUUCUUUUUUCCAUCUCCCUCCACCUCAUCUUCUUCCACUAACUUCAGUAGCACCAACCAGAGCCCUGAUGCUGUUUCCAGUCACUGGCAACGUCACCGAGUCAUCUAUAAGACAAGACAUGGGACUGUUCGGCGAAGUCCGUGGUGUCCAAAUGGAGAGAGCAGACGAAGGGAUCGUGACCGUCCAUUUCUACAACCUGAGAACCUCGCAGACAGCUUUCAAUGAGAUACGUUACCGUCACAUGCAACAUCAACUCCACUUCACGGCGGCGCGUGGACAAGUCUAUAAUCAACCGGUUUGGGCUCAUUUCGUGUUUCCUCAACUCAAUGCUGUUCCCGAUGGAAACAAUCAAGGCACGCUCGUGGUUAUGAACUUGGAACCCACCGUCUCUUCCACUACCCUCCGUCACAUUUUUCAAGCUUAUGGAGAAGUGAAGCAAGUGAGAGAGACACCGUACAAGAGAGAACAGAGAUUUGUUGAGUUCUUUGACGUUAGAGACGCCGCAAAAGCUCUCCGUGAGAUGGACGGUAAACUUAUCUCCGGUAAACCAAUGUUUAUCCAGUUUAGCCGUCCCGGUGGUUUAACUAAAAAGCUCUUCCUCGCUUCACGCUUCCAUAAAAACUUCACCUUUGAUAACAACCACAGCCACUAUCAUCCACCACCAACGAUGAUGAUCUAUAGUAACCAAAUGUACGAGCAAAAACAGAGGAACAAUAAGAAGAAGAAGAAGAAGAAGAAGAAGCAAGAGAAGCAUAUGAAGAAGAGUUUUGAUGAUCCUCGUUUCAUGAUAAGGGAAAACGCUAUCGCCGCAGGCGAGAACAGAGACAGAAGAACCACCGUGAUGAUCAAGAACAUCCCAAACAAGUACACUCAGAGGCUGUUUUUGAAAAUGUUGGACACACAUUGUAACGAGUGUAACCAAAAGGUAAUCAAAGAAGGGAACAAAACUCCUAUGUCUUCUUAUGACUUUGUCUACCUCCCUAUUGAUUUCAGCAACAAAUGCAAUGUGGGAUAUGGGUUUGUGAACAUGACAUCACCAGAAGCAGUGUGGAGACUUUACAAGACCUUUCACAAUCAACAUUGGGGAGUUUUCAACACUAGAAAGAUCUGUGAGGUCACUUAUGCUCGAAUCCAGGGUCUUGAGUCGUUAAAGGAACAUUUCAAGAACGCAAGACUACCAGGAGUAGAGAUGGAGCAUAACAAGUACAUGCCGGUUCUAUUCUCUCCGCCACGUGACGGGGGGCUGCUGACGGAGCCUAUGGUCAUUGUUGACUCUUCGGAUAAUACUAAUGUUAAGCCAGUGGCUGAUGAAGAGAGCUGUAAUAGUAAUAACUCACGACGAGACGGGUUUGUGUCCGACAAGGACAUGGUAGGAAGUGAUGGUUGUUGUUGUCUUGGUGAGAGAAUCGAAAGCGGCGGCGUUUGAAAUGACGUAAGGGGAGAAAAAAAAAUACAAACAGGAGAUGAAAAUUUAAUGAUGGUUUCGGCUUUUAGGCUGCGAUCUAUAUGUGUAGCUCUGUGUCCAAUGCCUUAUCAUCAUCAUGUUCUUCGUUCUCUCUCUCUCUCUUCAUCUUUUGUUUUUAGGUUUUUUG
Camelina sativa (false flax) is the source of this 1907-nucleotide messenger RNA. RefSeq names its product protein terminal ear1-like. The record is from RefSeq and is a predicted model, not a curated record. NCBI's taxonomy places the organism in Eukaryota, Viridiplantae, Streptophyta, Magnoliopsida, Brassicales, Brassicaceae. Gene Ontology annotation, molecular function: RNA binding.